Molecule: messenger RNA, 1989 nt
Organism: Trichophyton rubrum CBS 118892
Lineage: Eukaryota; Fungi; Ascomycota; Eurotiomycetes; Onygenales; Arthrodermataceae
Product: AGC/PKA protein kinase
Exons: 4
Coding region: 1-1194 (397 amino acids)
Biological process (GO): peptidyl-serine phosphorylation
Cellular component (GO): nucleus; cAMP-dependent protein kinase complex
Molecular function (GO): cAMP-dependent protein kinase activity; ATP binding
Source: RefSeq, a predicted model, not a curated record
AUGGCAACAACGAAGAUGAUCAAACAGCUGUUGCCUGACAUAGCGCAUGCGAAGGAGCAGCAGCACCAGCAGCAGCAGGUACUGGAGCAGGAUCAUAUAGAGGCUGAGGUCAAGCCGGACCGUCUCUCAUGGCCGGCAUCGAGACCUAGGACUCCCAAGGACGUUGUUCAAGCCCGGCUGAAGCAGGAUGCCGGUUUGCCCGAUAACGGACUUGCAAUUGACGACUUUGAUCUCAUCAAGACCCUUGGGACAGGCACCUUUGCUCGGGUAUGGUUUGCCAGGUUAAAGGCUGUCAAAGAACCCAACAGGGACAUCUUUGCUCUGAAGAUACUCAGGAAAGCCGAAGUGAUAAAGCUGAAACAAGUCGAACAUGUACGAAACGAAAGCAAGUGCCUCUCCAAGGCUGCUGGUCAUCCUUUUAUAACGACGCUAAUCACCACCUUUUCGGAUGAACAAUGCCUCUAUAUGCUGCUUGAAUACUGCCCUGGCGGCGAAAUAUUCAGCUUCCUCCGGCGAGCUCGCAGAUUCGACGAAUACACUUCGAAAUUCUACGCAGCUGAAAUAACAUUAGUGAUCGGGUACCUGCAUGACAUGCAUGGAAUAGCCUACCGCGACCUCAAGCCCGAAAACAUCCUCCUCGAUCAGGAAGGUCAUCUCAAACUAGUCGACUUUGGCUUCGCAAAACAGCUAUAUAACCUCGAGACCUACACCCUCUGCGGCACACCGGAAUACCUCGCUCCUGAAGUCAUACACAACAGCGGCCAUGGCCUUGCAGUUGAUUGGUGGGCCCUGGGAAUCCUCAUCUACGAGUUUAUAGUCGGUCAACCGCCCUUCUGGGACUCAAACCCAAUGGGAAUAUACGAAAAGAUAGUUGCAGGAUGCAUCCGUUUUCCCGCGAACAUGCCUGCCUCAGCUAAGGAUAUAAUUAGUGCUCUUUGCAAGGUCAAUCCGUCCGAACGGCCGGGCCAUAUAUCCGGAGGAAGUCAGCGGGUUCGGGACCAUCCAUUCUUUGAAGGUAUCGAUUGGGACGACUUAUACAACAAGCGGGCUAAGGGACCGAUUGUGCCGCGGGUGAGCCAUCCUGCAGAUACAGCGAAUUUCGAAGAGUACCCGGACCCUCCGGGCCCAGCUACGCAGGCGGUGUAUACCGAUGAGAUGAAGGCACGGUAUGAAGAGAUAUUCCAGGACUUUUAAGCGAGCUCUUGGACGGGACUACAUAAUUUUUUUGGGGGCAACCUUGACGGCCGGGCUCAUUUGUGCGAGUUUCUUUUGGGCUCGCUCACAACGUCACGCACAUUGCGACCUCAACGUUAUUGGCAUCAGCAUUCGACAUUGAUAAAUCAUCUACCCCCAUCACAACCUCCUGGCACUACCUCCGUUGUACCAUUUUCUUUUCUCCAACUUUAUAUACGUGAUUCUUACGGUCACGAAAACGCUCCGGGCUAUCUUUCCUUCGGGCGGCGGUUCACAACUGCCUUACAGCCUAUAUCUACUUAUAUACCAUUCGCAGUUACAUAUUCAUCUUACCAUUUAUUUACUUAUAAAACACUACAUAUGUAUCUCAUAUAUCUUGACUGAGUGCUUGGAUAUUGGAGUUGACAGAAUAAUAUGCCUCUCAUUUUGUCUCUCAACGCCUAGUAAACUGGAUAGUGUAGGCGGAGUCUAAACCGGUUGAAAAAUCUAUGUACUGUGGUAAUGCUGCCCGAGUGCCGGUAGGGGAAAAAAAAAAGAAUAGGUGAAUAUGGACAAAGAAGAGAAAUGCAGGUCAACUAGGAAAAAUAAACAAGAGUGCCUGCUCUGGUUGUAAGAGGAGUGUGCCGCUUCUCGUUGUCGCCGAGAGUGGGAGUAUAGCGAGCGAGAACUGAGUAGAACGAAGGAGAUGGUAUCAAACGCAAGUAACGAGAGUGAGUCGAAAAAGAAAACGGGCUGAUGGGGUCUGGAGACCUCAGCGGGAAUCACUAAUCUUAGGAAUAAAGGUCCCCCCUCUUU